Molecule: messenger RNA, 1104 nt
Organism: Pseudophryne corroboree (corroboree frog)
Lineage: Eukaryota; Metazoa; Chordata; Amphibia; Anura; Myobatrachidae
Gene: PLEKHJ1
Product: pleckstrin homology domain containing J1
Exons: 6
Coding region: 151-615 (154 amino acids)
Biological process (GO): retrograde transport, endosome to Golgi; endosome organization; receptor recycling
Cellular component (GO): early endosome; recycling endosome; trans-Golgi network
Source: RefSeq, a predicted model, not a curated record
CCCACAGACAUAGGCAUACUUCCGGGUGUGAACGCGGCGGGUACCUGCUGGGGUCAUAACUAUGUGCUAUCGACGCCCCAGUGUGUGAGAGACGGGCUGCGGUGUCUACUCUGUGCUCCUGUCAUUGGGUUUCAGGGCCCCGGGCGCAACAUGCGCUUCAACGAGAAGGAGCUGCUGUCUCUGUCCAGGCAGAGAGCAGAGAAGGCGGCUGAGCUGAGCAUGAGGGCUCCCAAGAAAGGCAGCGUUUUUCUCUACCCAGUACUGAAGAAGCGUCUGGUAAAAUUGGUUGUGAAUUUUCUCUUUUAUUUCCGGGCAGAUGAGGAGGAGCCUAUUGGAGCACUGCUUUUAGAACAUUGCAGAGUUAUGAAAGAAAAAGAAAAAGGUUUCUCAAUAAACUUUAUCGAUGAGCCAGACAGAAAGUACAUUUUUGAAUGCAACAGUCGAGAACAGUGCGAAGAGUGGGUGGAAGCACUGACUAAUGCGAGCUACGAGUUCAUGAGGAGAAGUCUCCUUUUUUAUAGGAACGAAAUACUAAAAAUGACUGGGAAGGACCCUUUGGAGCAGUAUGGGAUAUCUGAUGAAUCUCGAUUUCAGCUAGAACCCCCGGAUACCUAAAGUACAGUAAUUCUUACUUUAUUUGCCCAGUGUGACUUUUGUCAAGCCUGACCUUUCUCCAUAAAACCAGGUUUAUUGGAUAGACUGACUCCGUCUGAUGCGUUACCUCAAAAUGGAACUACAUGGAUUCUUAAAUCUUCAAAGCCAUGUUAUCAUAGUCUCCAUCAUGAAGUCAGGUAGAUUCUGAUAAAGAUAUAAUCAGCAAUAAUGGUGGUGGAGUAGUAAAUCCAUUUGUCUUAAAAAAAAAAAAAAAACAUGUUAACGACGUGUGGGCGUAUAAAAUGGUCUGAUAGAGUUGGAGUAAAGACAAAACUGCUUUGUAACUUUCAAUUAGUGGCCUUUAGUUUACCUGUGAGGAAACUUAAAUGAUUCAUCUGUUGUACUGUAUUUGUGAGAAUCUUGAUAUUGAAUUUCCUGGCUCACAUCAAUAUUGUAAUCACAUGGUUCAAGCAUUACAAGUUUGUUUUUUCCUUACAUAACUACUUACUU